GUCAGAGUUGGAACAGAAAUUGAGCUGGUCCUCCCCUGCCCUCACCAAGCCUCAUGUUCUGGGACAAAUGUCACUCUCUGGAUUUGGGUUUGGCAUGAGGUGUAGGCAGAGUGUGUGGGGUCUAAUGAGUCUCAGAUCGGCUAUGAACGAUCCCCAGACCUGCUGUCUCUUCAGAAUCAUCCUUCAGGGAGAGCAGAGUAAGGGCCUGGCAGGGGCUGUUCCCCUUCCUGUGAGGCCACAGAUGAGGAACCUGUGACGUGUCACACACAGCCUGGACCUUCUCACACUCCAUACGUCCGUCUGUCCUGCUGGGCUCUGUGGUCUUUUUAAGUCAUCUGGACCAACCAUGGGAGGCAGGGCCAGGACACCUACUCUCACUGCCCUUCUCUGUCUUGGGCUGUGUCAGGGCCCAUGGGACAGUGUACAGGCGGGAUCCCUCCCCAAACCCUCCAUCUGGGCUGACCCAGGACCCAUGGUCACUAGGGGGAGCCCUGUCACCAUCUGGUGUCAGGGGUCUCUGCCAGCUGAUGUCUAUCAUCUGUAUAAAGAGAGGGUCUCUAAACCCUUGUAUACAGAGGCCCCACAGCAUUCCAGCAACAAGAUCAGUUUCUGCAUCGAACCUGUGAGCACACACACUGCAGGGCUCUAUCAGUGUGCAUAUAACACCAGCAGGAAUGGCUCAUCAGAGCGCAGUGAACCCCUGCCACUGGUGGUGACAGGAGAGUAUGGUGCACCCUCCCUCUCAGCCCACCCGGGACGUGUGGUGGCAAAAGGAGGGAAUGUGUCCCUCUCCUGUAGCUCAGAGUCCACAGUGGACACUUUCCAUCUGCUGAAGGAGGGAGGAGCUGACCCGCCCCGACACAUGGAAUUGAGGACCUAUCCUGGGAUGGGACAAGCUGUCUUCCCUCUGGGCCCUGUGAACACCUCCCAUGGGGGGACCUACAGAUGCUAUGGUUCUCACAGCUCCUACCCGUAUGCGUGGUCUCACCCCAGCCACCCUCUGCAUCUCAAGGUGACAGGCGUGUACAGGGAGCCCUCCCUCUCAGCCCAUCCUGGCUCCCUGGUGCUCUCUGGAGACAACCUGACCCUCCAGUGUCACUCAGAGGCUGGCUUUAAGAGAUUUGCUCUGACGAAAGUCAAGGGGCUCACAACCCCCCAGCGUCUUCAUGGGCAGCAGAGCCCCGACUUCCCCCUGGGCCAUGUGAACAGCACCCACGGGGGCCAGUACAGAUGCUUUGGUAGACACAACGUCUCCUAUGCGUGGUCACACCCCAGCGCCCCCCUGGACAUCCUGAUCGCGGGAAUGUAUGAGAAACCCUCCCUCUCAGCCCAGCCGGGGCCCUCAGUGUCCUGGGGAGAGAACGUUACUCUGCAGUGCCGCUCUGAGAUCUGGUUGGAUGCCUUCCUUCUGUCCAAGGAGGGGUCACUUGCUCCUCCCCAGCGCCUUCAUCUGCAGGACAAGGCUCCACCCUUUCAGGCCAACUUCACCAUCAGUUCUGUGACCUCAGACCAUGAGGGGACUUACAGGUGCUACAGUUCAGACAGCACCUCUCCCUACCUGUUAUCAGCCCCCAGUAACGCCCUGGAUCUUCGGGUCUCAGGCUCUGAGGAUGGACUCUCCUCCACGGAGUCAGGCACAUGGUGGGGUCUCAAAUCGUACCUGAACGCUCUGAUUGGGGUCUCGGUGACCUUUGUCCUGCUGAUUUCCGUUCUUCUCUUGCUCCGCCUCAUCUGGCAUCAGGGCAAACACAGGAUGCUGGACUCUGUCCAUCAUGACCUUGCCCAGAGACAGGCUGAUCUCCAACUUCCCGCAGGGGCUGCAGACCCAGAGCCCAAGGACAGAGGCCUGCAGAUCAGGAAAUUCCUCUCCAGCCCAGCUGCUGAGGCCCAGGAAGAGACCCUCUCAGAUGCUGCCGUGAAGGACACACAGCCUGAGGAGGGGGUGGAGCUGGAGCAUCAGCAGGGCCCCCACGAUGAAGACCCCCAGGGAGUGACAUACGCCCAGAUGAACCACUCAAGAUCAAGACUCAGGUGGGGGGUGGCCACCUCUCGUUCCCCGCUGUCAGAGGAAUCACUGGACACUAAGACCACACAAGCAGAAGAGGACAGACAGAUGGACAGUCAGGCUGCCGCAUCUGCGGUCCCCCAGGAUGUGACCUACGCCCAGUUGAACCACUUGAGCGUCAGACAGGAGAUGACACCCCCUUCCUCCCAGCCAGAGGAGCCCCCAGCAGAGCCCAGUGUGUAUGCUGCUCUGGCCAUCCAGAAGAAUGACCGAGCGCAGGAAUGACCAGUCCAGGAAUGACCCAGACCCACUCUCCAGGGAGGGAGACUGCAGAGACCCCAGAAGGCAUGGGAGCUUCCCCUAGUGGACACCUCCUAGUGACCCCCAGCCAGCCUGGACUCCUAACAUGGACCACCAGGGGCUUCUGGGACAGUUUGGGAGUCACCUGAUUCUGAAUUCAAAGAUAACAGAUAUCCUCACAUUUGGGGAAUAAAGCAACAGACUUCUCAAUAAUCCAUGAGUGAAAUGAGAAAUCCAAAACAGAAGAGAGAGAAUAUUUUAAACUGAAUAAUAAUGUAAAUAUUACACAUAAAACUGACCAAAUGUGAAAAGUAAGAACCGCUAAUGAAUGAAUAUCUUAGAAAAGAAAAGCCUAAAAAAAA
Molecule: messenger RNA, 2667 nt
Organism: Diceros bicornis minor
Lineage: Eukaryota; Metazoa; Chordata; Mammalia; Perissodactyla; Rhinocerotidae
Product: leukocyte immunoglobulin-like receptor subfamily B member 3
Exons: 13
Coding region: 347-2290 (647 amino acids)
Source: RefSeq, a predicted model, not a curated record